AUGUUAUCGGACUACAACAAGAGUAUCAGCAGCAGUCAUAGUGUCAAAGCUUCAUUGGCUUCUGGUCCCUCGAAUGGUGUUGUCGGGCAAAUGCUCCGGCAGUACCUGGGCAAGGGUUCAGACGUUUCAGAAGGAAACUGCACAGUCCAACCCGAACCCUCAUCCGGGUCGGAUCAAGCGAGUUUCGACCUUGACACCUACAUCAGUCCUGGACGCCCUCUGACCAAUCGUGUGCAAGCGGUAUCCUCAGCUGGGUUCGAUCCUCACUUCAAACGGCCUAGACCUGUAUCAUCUAUAGGACAGCCAGAACAUGAGUGGGAAAGCCCAAACUCAGAACUUCAAUCGUACGCAGUACCUGCAGCAGCGAGGCAAUUUCAGUACGGAGACACGUUAUCUCAGUCACUGUCGGCAGCAACAUCGGUCGUGACAUUUGAGGUGCCCUCCACCUUUUACAUGGAACUGCAGAUCACCAAGUGUCUUGGUGAUUUUGGCAAGUGCAAGUUCCACGACCAGAAAUUGAUUCGGCCAUUCACCUCAGCAGAGUUAGCAUUAGCCAAAUGGAUCUGUCAGGCUGUCUCCACGUGCUCUCUCGAAAGAAAGUCGCUCAGAGAGCAAAUUCUUGAAAUCGACCGAGAUCGCUUCAAGUCAUCAAGAACCCUCUUAGCAGAUACCCAUAUGCUUACUAGCACUGUCAAGGAACGUUUGAUUUUUUACAGAUACAUUUUGCAAAUGCAAAUGCACAAUCAGAAGAUACACAGGGACGGCUUGUGUAUGGUUUAUCAGCAGACAUGCCCCAAGAAUUUUACCAAUCACUGCCUUAGCGGAUACAUGCCGGCACAUCUGAACAAGGCCUUUCAAGAAGCAGAAGACUUGUUACGAAAAUAUCAUAUACAGAUGAGGGAGCAUAGCUAG
This is a messenger RNA of Filobasidium floriforme, 912 nucleotides long. RefSeq lists its product as uncharacterized. Lineage: Eukaryota; Fungi; Basidiomycota; Tremellomycetes; Filobasidiales; Filobasidiaceae. The coding region runs from base 1 to 912 and encodes 303 amino acids. The transcript has 2 exons. The record is from RefSeq and is a predicted model, not a curated record.